ACAGACUGCUACUAAAAACAGCCCCAGCACUCCGCAGAUGAUCCUUUUAAACAAUGUCACCCAGCUGAGCUGAGGAAACCCAUUGGACAUUUGAUCACACACACAGUCCAGGAAUUAUUUGAAGGGAAGGAACCCGGAAACUGAUCAGCACAACCUAGUUCUCCUAAAAGUUUAUGCUUCUCAGAAUAGAAAGGAGAUGAGCACCUCAUUGCAGUACAAGUCAUUCUCCAAAGAGCAGCAAACUAUGGAUAAUCUAGAGAAGCAACUCAUAUGUCCAAUAUGCCUGGAAAUGUUCUCAAAACCCGUGGUCAUACUUCCCUGUCAGCAUAAUCUGUGUAGGAAGUGCGCAAGUGAUAUAUUCCAGGCUUCCAAUCCAUAUUUGCCAACACGAGGAGGAAACACAGUAGCAUCAGGCGGACGUUUUCGUUGCCCCUCGUGCCGGCAUGAAGUGGUGCUGGACAGACAUGGGGUCUAUGGACUACAAAGGAACUUACUGGUUGAAAAUAUUAUUGACAUUUAUAAACAGGAAUCUACAAGGCCCGAAAGAAAGACUGACUGCCCAAUGUGUGAUGAGCAUGAAGAUGAAAAAAUUAAUAUAUAUUGCCUGAAUUGUGAAGUUCCUACAUGUUCUAUGUGCAAAGUGUUCGGAGCGCACAAGACCUGUGAAGUUGCUCCUCUCACACAAGUUUUCCAAAGACAAAAGUCUGAACUCUCAGAUGGCAUUGCGAUACUGGUUGGAUGUAAUGACAGAAUUCAGGCAGUAGUAAGCCAACUGGAGGAGAGUUGCAAAACCGUUGAGGAAAAUAGUAAAAGGCAAAAAGAACAACUGUGUGAAAAAUUUGAUUACCUGUAUGCUAUCUUGGAAGAAAGAAAGGGGGAACUGACCCAAAUAAUCACCAGAGACCAAGAAGAAAGGCUUGAAUAUGUCCGAUCAUUAAUGAGAAAAUAUGGCAGCCACAUGGAGACUGUUUCAAAGCUUGUUGAAACAGGGAUUCAGUUUAUGGAGGAGCCAGAAAUAGCAGUAUUCCUACAGAAUUCUAAACCCUUGCUACAAAAAAUGUCAGAAGCAUCGAGUGGAUUUCAGAUGGAAAAAAUUGAAUCUGGAUACGAAAACAUGAAUAAUUUUCUAGUGGAUUUAGAUAGAGAAGAAAGAAUAAUACGAGAAAUCGACUUUUACAGAGAAGAUGAAGAAGAAGAGGAGGAAGAAGAAGCAGCAGAAGGUGAAGAUUUUGAAGGGGCCCACACAGAGUCUUCAGGGGAAGAAGAUAUAGCAGAAAGAGGUGCACAGACAUCCCAGCUUGAAACCAAAGAACCAGUUAGUACACCUGAAGUGCUACCUCCACCUCCAGAACUUGAGCUCAGUACUCCAUCUGUUCCUGCUCCUCAGAUAAAGGGGGAGGUUGAGCCAAGUGAUAUCCAACAGGCCUCUGAGUCUAACGCUCAAGUGCUGUCAGCAGCAGAACCCACCGAUCCCUUGCUUUAUCCUAGUUGGUAUAAGGGCCAAGCACAGCAAGAUUCCAGCGCAGACAAAGUCGAGUUGAGUGAUGCUCUGGGUCCCGUAGGUCAAUCAGUUACUAAGGAAAUUACUGUAAAGGAUGAUCUUUCAUCAGUAACUCUUAAAGAAAGUUUGGCAGUGGCUGGUAAGGACACCAGCUCAUCUGCAGAAAUCCCAAAGAAUGAGACUGCAGCAUCUCUCCAAGGAGAAGCACAGGAACAGACAGUGGCAAACCAACCUGACAGCCCAGGCGACCCAAAGCAUGUCUUCUCCUUCUCUUGGCUCAAUACUGUACCUAAGUAACUCUUGGGCUCUACAGAGACUCUCUAAGCAACACGAGCAAUGUUGCACUGGUGGAUCCCACUGGAAUGUUCUUCAUCCCUGUUGUGGUUGUUAAUCCGUUUUAUGUCAUUUCUUAACAUUAUAUCACUUCUUCUGCAUCUGGAAAUCUGCACUGGUCCAUACCAUACCUUCUACCUAAGUCAUUAGUGGUGACACCAUAAACAAUUCUAGCAUCCAGAUAUGACUAGUACAAAACUCUUCAUAUUCUCCAUACCUCAUACAGAGAUACUGUGGGACUAUAACCCAGUACUGUGGAAAAUCUGCCAAAAAUGUCUUUUUUUAGUGAGUUAAUAUUAUCAUCACUUGACUAUUGUUUACCUCUCUGUGUGUCUUUUCCACCAUCGUGAUAUAAUAAUCAAGGGCAGCAAACCUACCCCAGUUUCAGUGAUCAAAUAUCUACAUAUCAAGAUUGUUCACUGAAACUUGUGUCGCUCAUCUCUUCUGAGCUUGUUGGUGGGGCUUUGACAUUAACAUGCUGGGAAAUAUUUUGUUAUUAUGUAUUUCAUAUAUGUGGGUGCAAGACAAAUAUCAGCUUUGGUUCACUUCUGUUUCAGGACCAUCUCUUUCUGUACAAAGUUGUGUGGAAAUGCAUAGCACACCUUCUUACCAAAAAAACUAUAAUAAACACUUGUAGCUUUGUAGAUUUUAUUAAAAAAUAUAGAUAUUAAAUGUUAUGUUACACACCCAAGUUGUGCCAAUGCUGAAUAGAUGUUUUAUUAUGGAAACGUAUACAAUCAACUUUGAUGCAAAAUAAAUUACAACAAUUUUUUCCCCUCCCAGAGGAAAACCCCUUAGGUUUCAAGAGAUUUAGCUUCUCCCUUAAGACUUUAAAAUGCAACCCUCCCCAGAUGGGUGUUCUCAGGAAAUAUAUCACAAGAAUGACCCUUGACUGUAAAAUAAAAAAACGAUAUAUUUACAAAUGA
This is a messenger RNA of Xenopus tropicalis (tropical clawed frog), 2760 nucleotides long. RefSeq names its product tripartite motif containing 55 (gene trim55). The transcript is spliced from 10 exons. The record is from RefSeq and is a predicted model, not a curated record. Gene Ontology annotation, molecular function: zinc ion binding; ubiquitin protein ligase activity. Bases 197 to 1798 code for a protein of 533 amino acids. NCBI's taxonomy places the organism in Eukaryota, Metazoa, Chordata, Amphibia, Anura, Pipidae. Gene Ontology annotation, cellular component: cytoplasm; nucleus.